CGUGAUCCCGAGCUAUCUAUCGUAUCCAAGGCUCCAAGCCCUCCAUCGGACUCCUCCUUCUAUAAAUUCCCUUGCUCUGCAUGCUAAUCUGUAUCUCAUCCAUCACACUGGCCAGCCAGUAGCCACUGCGAGCACUGAAGAAGAGGCACGGAUCACGGAUGCCAGGCAUGGCAUCCACCAAGGGUCUUCUUGUGUUCGCUCUCCUGUUUGCAGCCGCUGCUAUCCUCGUCGCCUCGACUGAUGAACACCCUGAGGUCAAGAAGGAAGAGAAUGAAGCCGGCGUAGAGAACUUCUUCCACUUUGGCGGAGGCCACCACGGGCACGGAGGCGGCGGGGGAGGCUAUGGCGGAGGCGGAGGCUACGGAGGAGGCGGUGGAGGUUACGGCGGCGGCGGCUACCCAGGCGGCGGAGGAGGCUACGGCGGCGGUGGCGGCUACCCUGGCCACGGUGGGGAAGGCGGUGGAGGCUACGGCGGCGGUGGCGGCUACCCUGGCCAAGGUGGGGAAGGCGGUGGAGGUUACGGCGGCGGUGGCGGCUACCCUGGCCAAGGUGGGGAAGGCGGUGGAGGUUACGGCGGCGGCGGCUACCCAGGGGGCGGAGGAGGCUACGGUGGCGGUGGCGGCUACCCUGGCCACGGCGGAAAAGGCGGCGGAGGAGGCUACGGUGGCGGUGGCGGCUACCCUGGCCACGGCGGAAAAGGCGGCGGAGGCUACGGCGGCGGCGGAUGUCACUGGGGCUGCUGCGGGCACGGGCUCCUCCAUCACCAUGGCUGCCGCUGCUGUGCGCGCGCGGACGAGGUUCCGGAGCCCAUGUACCGGGCGCCGGCGGAGGUCCGCAACUGAUGAGCACACGAUCGAGACGAAAAUGCAGCCAUGCAUACGUACGUACGUACGGUAGGCAGUACUGCUACUGCCCAGUGCCUGCCCUCCGUCGAACUCUACGUGCAUGCCGUUGCUCUGCACGCCUACGUGCAUAUAUAGUAAUUAAAUUACUCGUAAAUAAACAUGGUCCCUGCAUGGUGAGCAAAAGGAAGGUGCAUAUAUGCGCGUACGCGUACGUGCGCGUUGCACAGUGACGACCUUGUAGAAGAACACAUGCCUCCGCCCCUCUGUGUUCUGUAAGUUUGUAUGUAUGUCCCGUAUCGAUGAAUAUAUAACCCCCCGCUUUAUCUGUUA
Molecule: messenger RNA, 1175 nt
Organism: Triticum aestivum (bread wheat)
Lineage: Eukaryota; Viridiplantae; Streptophyta; Magnoliopsida; Poales; Poaceae
Product: glycine-rich cell wall structural protein
Exons: 2
Coding region: 159-842 (227 amino acids)
Source: RefSeq, a predicted model, not a curated record